Molecule: messenger RNA, 3486 nt
Organism: Bufo bufo (common toad)
Lineage: Eukaryota; Metazoa; Chordata; Amphibia; Anura; Bufonidae
Gene: SACK1G
Product: family with sequence similarity 83 member G
Exons: 5
Coding region: 327-3023 (898 amino acids)
Source: RefSeq, a predicted model, not a curated record
GGACGCAGGAGCGGAGUUUAGCAGUCCAGUUUGAGUAUAGGUCACGUGAGCUGGGAGGCGGGGCCGGGUGACGUGUGUGGGCGGGGCUGAGUCCUGCCGCCGCCGCCGCUCUUACCUGUCCAGUGCGGGAGCGGCAGCGCACAUAGUAGACAGACCGGCUGCGGGACGGCGGGGAGCACACUGCCGCCACUGACUGCGGGACCAUGGGAGUGUGUGACGGCGAGAGCAGCAACGGAGCUGGCCGCCACUAGAUCCGGGAUCUCCUCUCUGCACAGGGACUCCCAGCACUUCUAUACAAAGCUCCGGGAUCUAGUGGAUCCCUCACCAUGGCUCUGUCCCAGAUCCAAUGCCUGGAUCAUAACAAUGUCAACUGGAGAUCCAGCGAGGGCAAGCCCGAGUUCUACUACAGCGAGGAGCAGCGGCUGGCGCUGGAAGCCCUGGUCUCCUCCGGCCAGGACUCCUUCCAUGAAGUGGUCAAGAAGGAGAACAUCAGGGACUUCCUGUCCGAGCUGGAGCUGGCCAAGAUCCCCUCCAGGGUGGAGCCCUUUGACCCUGACACUAGUCACCCCAGAAAAAGCGGGGACAAGUCUGAGCAGGAGGGAGAAGAGGACCCCCUAGAUGGGGCUGCACAUUCCUUGGAAUAUUGGCCGGAUAGGUCGGACUGCUCCAUCCCAGAGUUGGAUUUGGGGUGGCCGGAUGCCAUGGCCUACAGAGGAGUGACCCGGGCAACAGUAUACAUGCAGCCCCCCAUCGACGGCCAGCCUCAUAUCAAAGAGGUGGUCCGGAAGAUGAUCACACAAGCCCAAAGGGUCAUUGGUCUGGUCAUGGACCUCUUCACGGAUGUGGACAUAUUUAAGGAUCUGUUAGACGCGGGAUUCAAGAGGAGGAUCUCGGUGUACAUCAUCCUGAAUGAGUCAGACUUGAAGUAUUUCCUACAGAUGUGUGAGAAGGCCCAGAUGCACCGAGGUCACCUCAAGAACCUCAGGAUUCGUAUCGUCGGGGGAUGUGAGUUCUACACCAGAUUCUCAACCAGGUUCAGGGGCUCUUUAGGACAGAAGUUCAUGUUUGUGGAUGGAGACAAAGCUAUGUGUGGGUCUUACAGCUUCACCUGGUCAGCAGCGAGGAUUGACCGAAAUCUAAUUACAGUGCUUACUGGUCAAGUCGUGGAGACCUUUGACCGUCAGUUCCAGGAACUUUAUCUCCUGUCCAAGGGAGUCAGUCUGAAAAAUGUUCCAAUGGAUAACGAACCAGAACCAGAGCCAGUGUUUCAGCCGGUUUCCGUGCCCACAGGACCCUCGGAAUCCAUUGCUAAGAAGAUGAUUAACCCCAAAUAUUCCCUGGUGACUGUCAAGAGUUCCAGUGACACUGGCAAAGAUUCCAAGAAAGGACCUGAAAUUGCGAAGAAGAUUCCCACCAAAACACGAGUACCUACAUUCGAGCACCUGAGGAGGGAGUCCCAGAUCCAUCCCGCUCUACAAGACAUGGAAAGAGCCGAUAUGUUUGAGUAUUUACCCACAUGGGUGGAACCAGACCCAGAGCCCGGUAGUGAUAUCUUAGGGUACAUUAAUAUUAUUGACCCCAGCAUAAGGAAUGCACAGCCAUCUCAGAUGAACAGAAUCAAGAUUUGUGAUACGUCUCAAGCAACAGCCGAGUACUUAAAACAGGCCAGGGAGAAUGAGAUGAUGAAGCAACAACAACAGGAGAGUUCAUCUUCUACCAAGAACGAUGCCGGGCAGCCUGACCACUCUCGAGAAUGUGGUCAGAACCAGAGCACAACAGACAGAGGGUCUAGCAAUGGUCAACUUUCUAGACAGGCUAGCCAAGAGCAUGGAUCGAAAGCAAUCUGUACAAAGAGUCUAGCGUCAAGGCAGGAUAGCCAAGAUGGAACUCUUGCAAGUAAAGCGCCAAGGGAGGAAUCAUCUGUGGAAGUUGACAAUAUAAAGAAGCAUGACCAUAAAGAAACGGCCACCUCUGAGGUUCAGGAGAUACCUUCACCACAAAGGUCUCCAGAAGGCAUUGCAACAUUAGCUGAACGUAAUCACAUUGUGCACAGGGGCACAGGACCGGCCCCAACAGGUGGCAAGCCGCCUCCUAUGCCAAAGCCUAGAACCAUGCAAGUCACAGACUUCAUUAGCAUGAAGAACUCAUUAAAUACCAAAUCUCUCAAAGCCAGCACGUCGGUGGAGGAAAACACUGUGCCCUCAGUCAAUGGGAUGGAUGCCGAAGGAAGAGAAGCGGAAGAGAUCGACAUCCUGAUUGAAAAUGGACCUAAUGAUAACGAUCAAAACGAAGAUGACGGUAGUAUGUUUAGGCCGUGUCCAGGAGAAUAUUCAUCUAGUGGCUCUGGUUCUCUACCUCCAUCCAACGCCUCCUCCAUGUCUGAGGAAUACUACCCAUCUGCAUCCUUGCACAGGAGGAGUUCUGAACGUUUCUCCAACGGAGAGCGCCCUCCACCUCAUAGGAAGCUUAGCGAUGGCCACAUCAGCAGAGGAAGCUUUUUGAGUCCCCUCAGCAUCUCUAACACCUUGAUGGAAAUGAAUCCUUCAGAAAAUGGGAAUAGAAGGACCAUGCUGGAGGACUAUGUUCUAUCUGGUAACCCCUUACAACGGAACGAGCGGAUUUAUGCUUUGGACCCUUCUCAGGGGAUGUCACAUUUCCAUUACAGCACAAACAGCCCCUCUGGAGGAUUCGACAGGUUCCACUCCCGUCCUGGCACGUCCAGGAGCGUAGGCAAGGACAGGGCCAAGAACGAGAGUUUCGAAGGUGCCGGAGCGUACCGUCAGAUCGGCAGGAAGUCUGACAGCCCGGGGGCGAGAACGGGAUACUGGAGCAGCAAGGACUACGGAGCCAACUAUACCAGCCCCCUUUCCCAGAGUCCCAUACAAUCCGAGACAGUGACAACGCCGUUCGGGAUUCCGUACUCUAGGCUGUCCCAAGCGAAACACCUGAAGAACAAGAUGGGAGCAGGCAACCUGGACUCUAGGAGGAGAGGGCACGGUCCCCCCGGACACAAGGACCUCUGAAUAAGCUGCUGAGGGGAGUGGCGUCUCUCUACCGUGGUCCUGUGUGGGCUCAGGUCCAUACGGGCAUACACUGCAGACUGUGCUCGAUGCCCAGUGCUGUGGUGUAGUAUGGUUCCCUGCUGCUGGAAUAAGCCACCGGUGUGCUGCUCGGCCUGACCGCCGCGGAGGGGCUUGGUGAGGCUGGCAGGCAUUUAUUUUGGGGGUGUUGAACUGUCUUUAGGAUGCCCAUUGCUGCUGAGGCUGUAGGGUCUGCGUUCGCUGCACUUGUGCUGUUUACAUUCCUAUUUCUGGUCUUUUUUAUUUUAUUUUUCAAUGGAGGUGCUCUACAGGUACAUGAUAUUAUAGGGUUAACUCUGCCCGCGUGGGUCUAGUCACCCAUAGUGGACCAAAACCUGUUGCUACCAGGUAAACAUGCGGCAGCCAUUUUGUUUUGUUGACAGAGUUUAAUAAGAAAGUGAUUUAA